This is a messenger RNA of Lodderomyces parapsilosis, 474 nucleotides long. RefSeq lists its product as uncharacterized. The coding region runs from base 1 to 474 and encodes 157 amino acids. The transcript has a single exon. Gene Ontology annotation, biological process: carbohydrate metabolic process. Gene Ontology annotation, molecular function: kinase activity. Lineage: Eukaryota; Fungi; Ascomycota; Pichiomycetes; Serinales; Debaryomycetaceae. The record is from RefSeq and is a predicted model, not a curated record.
AUGAUUAUUGAUAACCCCAAUGGGCCAUUUGGAUUAAUAAUCAACACGAUAACCCUCGAGUCAUUGCUCGCGGAAUAUAGUCUCAUUAUGGAGUUUCUUGUGUUUCAAGCAAGACAACUUUUUGAACCAUUAAGUAUAAACAGCUUGUUUGUCUCUGGUUCUCAGUGCAAGAAUGAUUUGUUUUUACAACUUCUUGCAAGUGUGUGCAACGUGACCGUUACAAAGAUUGACGCAAAUUGUUGUCCGGGAGCUGCAAAAAUGGGUCGCGUAGCUCAUCUAUGUCAACAAGGUUGGACUUAUGACGACGCUUUUGAUGAGGUGACAAGAAGUGGCACUGCGACAAAAAUGGUGCAUCCUGGUGACUAUAACUCGCUAUCAUCCCUCAAGGAUGAGUUAGCGUUGUUGCUUGUUAAGUAUGAAAUAUACCUCGACAUGGAAGAUGAACAGAGACAAUAUAGGAAUAUGAUGAAUUAA